Molecule: messenger RNA, 3911 nt
Organism: Cyprinus carpio (common carp)
Lineage: Eukaryota; Metazoa; Chordata; Actinopteri; Cypriniformes; Cyprinidae
Gene: wasf3a
Product: WASP family member 3a
Biological process (GO): actin cytoskeleton organization; positive regulation of Arp2/3 complex-mediated actin nucleation
Cellular component (GO): cytoskeleton
Molecular function (GO): Arp2/3 complex binding; actin binding; protein kinase A regulatory subunit binding
Source: RefSeq, a predicted model, not a curated record
AACCAAAAAGUGUUUAAAUGUGUUACUGUUUUAUAUAAUUUGCAUUUUGCUGGGAAAAAAGUGUCCUGUUAAAAUAAAUGCAUCUGAUGCCAGUGCCAACUAGAUGAAGACACCAUGUGUUACACCAUAUUUUCAAAGAAUAUCCCUACUUUUUUCACUGCAUCAAAUGCCUAAAAUUUUCCACAUUAGAGAAAAUCAUUAAAAAGAUCACACCUUUUAUAACCAUCAAUACACUGCCUGGUUGGUCAUAAAUAUUGAAUUACAUGGCACCAAUAUGAUCCUGAGACCCUUAGAAGUAGACUGGUGAGUCUGAUGAUGCUGGAAAGAAAUUUAAAAUCCACAAUUUCUCCAAAUUCUCGUUUAGGGGGUGAAGUCUCCAAAAACCACACAGGAUCUACUGUGGAUCUACUGCCAUCAAAGCAUCUACAGGCAGCUCUGGAAGAAACGGCACACAUGUGGUCAUGAAAGUUUAUAAAGGACAAAGUGUUCGCUCUCUGAAAUAAAGGGUUUUGGAAUGGCCAAGUCCAGUAUUCCAGUUUGUCCAGUUGCAACAUUGUAGGGGAGACUUGGAAUGAAUCAUACAAGAAACUAUAUCACAGUUAAUGGACAAUUCCCUCACAAUCAAUAGCUUUAUAAUAUUCCCUGUUUUAUAAUAUAAAUAUGCAAGUAGAAAUCUUUUUAUAGGAAUAUUUACAUAUUUAUGUAAGGUUGUUUAUUGCAACAAGCUGUGGUUGUUAACAUUUAAACAUUGAGUUCUGCCCUACAUUUGAAGGACAUUGAAAUAUUGAUCUGGACUUCUGUAUGAUUAUGAUGAGGAGGAUUCAGAGAGAUCCAGUAUGUCAUCACAAAAACAUCACAGCUAUUACUGCAGGGCAAAAUAUAAAACAAAAUAAAAUAUAAAACAACAGUGAGUGAAUCAAGGACCUAUAAACACUAAGACUGGUAAUAACUACAAUAAUCAUGCUUAAUAACAAAGCAGUUAAGACAUUUCAAGAAAACAUAUUUUAGAGUGUGUUGGUAGAUACUUUAUAACGAAAGAAUUUGUGUAUUGGACCUUCGACUGUUUAUAUCCCACCUGAAACUGUCUCGUUACAAUCCGUUACUUCUCCUUAUCCACCCAUGACUGCUUGCUAGUUUGCAAUUAUGGACAAAUCUUAUUGGCUCUCACAAUUUUAAUCCAAAAAGAACGUUCCAGAUGCUGAAAUGCGAUUGGUGCACAGAACUGCCCAUCAACAUAUCAAUCCCGCCCUAAUACUGUGCUCUGAUGUCAGCGCAAGCAGACGGACCGUUUCAUCUAUCAUUAUAUCUGCAUUCAAACCACGUUUGGUGCUGGUUUGUUUGUAUACAUGUGUUGAGGUGAAGUCAUGCCACUGGUGAAGAGAAACAUUGAGCCCAGACACCUCUGUAGAGGAGCUUUACCUGAGACCAUCAGCAAUGAGCUGGAGUGUGUGACCAACAACACUCUCUCUGCCAUCAUACGCCAACUUAGCAGCCUCAGUAAACAUGCAGAGGAUGUGUUUGGUGAGCUCUUUAAUGAAGCCAAUACAUUCUACCUGCGUGCUAAUUCUCUACAGGACCGUAUAGAUCGGCUUGCAGUCAAGGUCACUCAGUUGGACUCUAGUGUGGAGGAAGUUUCACUCCAGGAUAUUAAUAUGCGUAAAGCCUUUAAAAGCUCUACUGUUCAAGACCAGCAGGUGGUGACAAAGAGCAGCAUUCCAAACCCCAUCACAGAGAUGUACAACACCAGCGACAAACCACCACCUCUGAACAUACUCUCUGCCUACAGGGAUGACCAUAUUGAUGGAAUUAAGUUCUACACAGACCCCUCGUAUUUCUUUGACUUGUGGAAGGAAAAAAUGCUUCAAGACACAGAGGACAAGAGAAAAGAGAAGAGAAAACAUAGGGAGCAGAAGCAGUGUGUUGAUGGUACAUUGCCCCGUGAGGUGAAAAAGGUUCGUAAGGCUCAUAACCGCAGACAAGAAUGGAACAUGAUGGCUUUUGAUAAGGAGCUGCGGCCGGACCAUCGUCAUCAUCAUUCACUUCACAGAGGUGUAUCAUCUGAGGGCUCGCUGUCUCCAGACGGCAGACCACAUGCAAACAACUACCCAGUCCAAGCAUGUCACGCUCAAGCACAGCCGCAUCCCUUCAUGCCUGUGGAGACAGCAUCAUCUAGUGCAAAUGGAGGGGUAGAGCACGAGUAUCACAGCAUUGGAGGGCCUGUGGGAGUGGGUGCUGAUGUAGGUUACAGAGUGGGUGUACUUGCUCGAACACAUCCAACUCCUCCACAGUACCCACACCCUGAAAAUGGAGUCAAUGGAACCCUCACGCUUCCUCCAGUAGACUAUGGUAUGAUGGAGUACUAUGCCAGUUCAGGCCCACCGCCCCCUUCAGUGGGUCCCGUCAUUUCAUCUGCACAGACAGCUUUUGCCUCACCUCCAGCUACUCCUCAUCCUGGACCGAUCACAUCAGCCUUACAGUACCCUCUUCCACCUCUGCCACCUCCUGGACCUGUUUUAGCUUCACCUCCUGAAGGUCCACCUCCUCCUCCAGCACCUCCUGUACCUCCUCAUCCUGUGGCACUUAGAAAGGGACAGAGACUAACUCUGCAGCCUGUCACAGAUGCUCGCAGUGACCUGCUCUCAGCAAUACGCAUGGGUAUUCAACUAAAGAAAGUACAGGAGCAACAAGAACAGCAGGCUAAAAGAGAGCCGGUGGGGAACGAUGUGGCUACUAUACUCUCUCGCCGCAUUGCAGUUGAGUAUAGCGACUCAGAAGAUGACUCAGAACUCGAUGAGAAUGAAUGGUCUGACUGAUUAUAGUCAACCACACACACACGAGUAGAUAGAGACCUUCCUCUUAAGUAUGAAAGUACAUUCAUCUUCAGAUACCUACAUAUAGUUGAUCAUUGAGAAUGUCAAUUUUUCAAAAUAUGUUUAGGUAAUAUAGACCUUAAGAAACUAAAGCAGUCUCUUAUGCACUCAAACCAGUCAAAUGUUCAAGUUACAGAAAAGAGAUAUUUGAAGUGUUCAUUUGAAAAGACUUGCAGUUCAAAUUUGCAAACCCUCUGUACAGAAAAUUCAGAAUUUAUCAAUUAAAAAUCUAGAGAGUAAGCAAUCAUGUAUUAUAAGAAAUGAACGUGAUCUGCAGAGGUGUUGCUGCAGUAUUGUCUGUUUUUUAUUAUUUUAAUAUUCUUUCAGUUGAAUAAUCUGCUGAUGUCAUUUAUAUUUAUUUAUUGCUUUUCCUCAGCUUGUACAAGAAAUUGUGUGAAAAAAUCCUGUGAAUAACCUUUGCUCUCUCUCCAUCCAAAUUCCAUGGCAUUUUAUUGCAGUUAAAGAAAUUAUUUUUUUCUGAGUGAUUAACAAAUGAAUUCAGAGCAUGAUAGAAUUUAAGCAGAACAUGACAGAAUUUAAUACUAUUACAAUCUCUUGUACAAUCUAUAAAGCAUUAUAGAAUUGCAGAUUAAAGUGAAAUGUUUAUUGAGUGAUUACAAAUUUAAAUUUCUUGGGCUAAUAACUGGCUGUAACACUGCUGACCACCAGAUUUAGACUUUCUAAAUUCAAGAAAUCUAGAAAGAUGAAAGAAAAUUAUAAAUGGGGAAGUCAUGGCCUAAUGGUUAGAGAGUCGGACUCGUAACCCAAAGGUUGCGGGUUUGAGUCUCGUAUCGGCAGGAAUUGUAAGUGGGGGGAGUGAAUGUACAGCAGCUCUCUCCUACCUUCAGUACCAAGACUGAGGUGCCCUUGAGCAAGGCACCGAACCCCCAACUGCUCCCCAGGCGCUGCAGCAAAAAAUGGCUGCCCACUGCUCCGGGUGUGUGUGUUCACUGCUGUGUGUGUGCACUUUGGAUGGGAUAAAUGCAGAGCACUAAUUCUGAGUAUGGGUAACCAUACUUGGCUGUAUGUCAUGUCACUUUC